Dentiscutata erythropus is the source of this 364-nucleotide messenger RNA. The record is from the annotation of a GenBank genome assembly. NCBI's taxonomy places the organism in Eukaryota, Fungi, Glomeromycota, Glomeromycetes, Diversisporales, Gigasporaceae.
AUCAAAUUGUGAUGCUAGAGCCUUCUGGGAACUUGGAGCCUUGCAUAAACAGCCAAUGGUGUCUAAAGGCAGUGUUAUUGAAUUGGUCCAAGGGCUGCUUGAUAGAGUGGAGCUUUUGAUAGAUAGUUUAAUUAGUUUAGUAUAUAAGAAACGACUUGAAAAAGCACAAGGUGUUUUUGAAAAUUUUGUGGCUUGGGCAGGUUUUCUACCAUACCCUGCAUCAAGGAAGCUGUUAGUGGCUUUUUUUGCUUGGUUGGAGGUUUUAGGAAGAAUAACAGAAAUGACAAUUUGUCUAGCUGUGGUGGCUAAAAAAUACAAGUUUAGGAACUUUGAGAACUCAAUAAAAGAGGCUUGGUUCAUUUAA